GCUCUUCUUGUGCUGCCCCAACUCGAAGGCUGAUGUCUCCCUACUUGCACGUGCACGCUGGUGUCGCCGCUGACCCCGGCACAGCGAGAGAGACAGCGCCCACAGACCGCCCUCCGCACCCCACUGGUCCACUGCACGAGGUGAAGCUGGACGCCGUGGACGAGAAGACCUCACUCCACGAGGAGCUCAAUCUGAACGACGAUGGCCCAGAAGGCGCUGACUCCGGCAUACCGAGCGGGCCGACGCCCGCAGACCGCCCCCCGCGCCCCACCGACCCGCUGCAUCGGGCAAAUGAAGUGGCCGCGGACCAGAAGAUUACACUGCACCAUGCAGUGACUGUGGCCGACGGUACGGAAAGUUCCGGCAGCGUCGAGGACGGCCAGCUUCUAGAGGCGGAAAGCUACUCGCUCCGCACCCGCCUGAGCAAAGCGAGCCGGGACGGAGGAAAGGGCGAACACCAGGACGACGAGGAUCUCGAGCAGCACCCUGAGAGCAACCGGCAGGACGGCGAGGCCCUGCAGCAGCACCCCGAGGAUGUUGGCGAGGAGGCCGGCAGUGGAGGAGAGGCGGGCGAGGGCAAUAGCUGUCCAGAGCAGCAUCAGGACCAAGUGAAGCGGAGGCAGAGAGGACGUGUUCACGGCGGACAGGAGUCGUACAAGUGUAAUGAUUGUCAGAAGUGUUUCACACGGAAAGCCGUUCUAGCUAGGCACAUCAGGACCCACACUGGUGAAAGGCCAUAUGAAUGUGACAUUUGUCACAAGCGGUUUAGUGAUCAAAGUAAUCUUGCUCAGCACGUCAGAACCCACACUGAGAGACCAUAUGAAUGUGACAUCUGUCACAAGCGGUUUAGUUCUCAAGGUAAUCUUGCUCAGCAUGUCAGGACCCACACUGAAGAGAAACCUUAUGAAUGUGACAUUUGUAAUAAGCAUUUUAGCAAGAAAUAUGAUCUUGCAAAGCAUGUCAGGACCCACACUGGUGAGAGACCAUUUGAAUGUGACAUUUGUCACAAGCGGUUUAGUGAUCAAAGUAAUCUUGCUCAGCACAUCAGAACCCACACUGCGAGACCAUAUGAAUGUGACAUCUGUCACUAG
Messenger RNA from Frankliniella occidentalis (western flower thrips), 1091 nucleotides. RefSeq names its product zinc finger protein 782-like. NCBI's taxonomy places the organism in Eukaryota, Metazoa, Arthropoda, Insecta, Thysanoptera, Thripidae. Gene Ontology annotation, biological process: regulation of transcription by RNA polymerase II. Gene Ontology annotation, molecular function: RNA polymerase II cis-regulatory region sequence-specific DNA binding; DNA-binding transcription factor activity. The record is from RefSeq and is a predicted model, not a curated record. The annotation marks the transcript as partial. The transcript has 3 exons.